UGUUGGAGGGGACACUUGGCACAGAGGUUCCCAGUGAGACUUGAUUGUGCUCUUUUUCUAUAACCAGUGGAUUUCUAACUCUGUUUUGCUGGGGCUUAUAUUAAAGGGGGUUCCCAUUGACUGAUGGUUCAGUGAGGUGGCUCAUGAGCUCUAGAGUCGUGGGGAAAGCAAAACUGCAAUGGGGCAUCUGCAUCUCAGUGUGUAAACCAUGCCUCUCCCCUUCUCACCCUCAGAGAAAACCCAAGAUCACUGCUUCCCGCAAACUCCUGCUGAAGAGCCUGAUGCUGGCCAAGGCCAAGGAGUGCUGGGAGCAGGAGCAUGAAGAGCAGGAGGCUGAGAAGGUGCGCUACCUGGCUGAGCGCAUCCCGUCACUGCAGACCCGAGGCCUGUCCCUCAGCGCCCUGCAGGAGCUGUGCCGGGAGCUGCACGCCAAGGUGGAGGUGGUGGAUGAGGAAAGAUACGACAUUGAGGCCAAAUGCCUCCACAAUACCAGGGAGAUUAAGGACCUGAAGCUGAAGGUCCUGGACCUCCGAGGGAAGUUCAAGCGCCCACCCCUGCGUCGGGUCCGUGUCUCGGCCGACGCCAUGCUGCGGGCCCUGCUGGGCUCCAAGCACAAGGUGUCCAUGGAUCUGCGGGCCAACCUCAAGUCUGUGAAGAAGGAAGACACGGAGAAGGAGCGGCCUGUGGAGGUGGGCGACUGGCGGAAGAACGUGGAGGCCAUGUCUGGAAUGGAAGGCCGGAAGAAAAUGUUUGAUGCCGCGAAGUCUCCAACCACACAGUAGAGCUGGCUUCUGCUCUGUGCUCCCUGCUCCUGCUUAAUGUUCCUUUUCCAACCCUACCCACCCACCUUUCUGCCCCAUUUCUGGAGCACUCUCCCCUGCCCCUGUCCCAUCUCUCUCCUCCAGACUGCCAUGCCCUCGUCUGGAGCUGAGACUAAACAGACACAUGAGAGAGAAGAGAAGUGCAAGUGUCUGAAGACCUCAUCCCAGCAGCUUUUCCACUACCCAUGAGGCACUGGAGGCCUUCCUGGACAGCCUGUGGUACAGUCACCUGACGAGGAGGCUGAGCAAGCACCCUCCCUUCAGCCCCUGCCACAUCCCUUCUCUGCUGCUCUGUACAGGAGAGUAUCCACAGCAUCAGGCCUCUUCAUUAAAACCCAGUU
Molecule: messenger RNA, 1162 nt
Organism: Loxodonta africana (African savanna elephant)
Lineage: Eukaryota; Metazoa; Chordata; Mammalia; Proboscidea; Elephantidae
Gene: TNNI1
Product: troponin I1, slow skeletal type
Exons: 6
Coding region: 144-782 (212 amino acids)
Biological process (GO): skeletal muscle contraction; cardiac muscle contraction
Cellular component (GO): troponin complex
Source: RefSeq, a predicted model, not a curated record